AUGAAACCAAUCCCAUUCCCCUACGCCCUAAACAUCGGCACAGACAUCGUGCACCUCCCGCGAAUUACCCGCCUCCUCACCCAACGCGCAAACUACCUCUCCCGCUUCACGCAGCGCAUCCUCAGCGACACCGAGCAGCGCGACUUCCACCGGCGCUUCAAGGGCGUCCUUCAUCCGACCUCCCCCACUACACUUACGUCGGACCCAUCGAAGAAGGAUACUUCGAAUUCCCCGCGCACACCGCCCGUCACACCGGAAAUGACGCGCUGGCUGGCGGGCCGCUUUGCGGCGAAGGAGGCGGCGCGCAAGGCUGCACCCAAGGGUGCGGCGUCGAUUGGGUGGAAGGAUGUAUUUGUUAGUGUGCAGAGGGAUGAGAGGGGCGUGGACGGGGUGUCUACUGUAACCUCUGGAGCUGGGACAGGGCCUGGAGAGGGGGGCCAUACGGCUGGUGAUGGGACGAGUCGGAGGCCGGAGAUUGUUUAUCGGGGGAAGGAGGGGGAGCCGGACCGGGUUGGGAAGUUGUCUAUUUCGCAUGAUGGGGAUUAUGUUGUUGCGACUGUUCUUGCGGCGGGGUGA
Molecule: messenger RNA, 576 nt
Organism: Penicillium argentinense
Lineage: Eukaryota; Fungi; Ascomycota; Eurotiomycetes; Eurotiales; Aspergillaceae
Product: 4'-phosphopantetheinyl transferase B
Exons: 1
Coding region: 1-576 (191 amino acids)
Molecular function (GO): magnesium ion binding; holo-[acyl-carrier-protein] synthase activity
Source: RefSeq, a predicted model, not a curated record